AUGAUUUUUGAUAAAUUUUUAAAUUCAAAAUCAUUUAUUAUUGUUUGUUUUCAACAAUUAUCAAAUAAUUGGAUAACAAUUUUAUAUUUAAUUCUUUCAUUAACACAUCUUAUAUAUACAUGUGCUCCAAGUAAUGGAAAUGGUGGUGUUCGACCAAAUGCUACAACAACUACAUUAUCACCUUCUUUAACAACUACUACUACUACAACUCUUUCAACAACUACAAUUACUGGAAAUUGUUGUCCGGCACUUGUACAAACUUUUGAAGGAACAACAUUUGCUGAUGGUAAUUUAACAUUAACUUAUGAUAAUGAUAAUUGUAGAACAUUCGUUGAUAUGUUUUGCACGCAACCAUUACAAGAUCUUUCAUUAUAUGCAGCAAUCGUUGUAAAUACAAAUAAUUUUAUGAAUUAUAAUUUUAUGAAUGUUACUUGGAAUGCAACAUGUUCUAAUGGUGUAUGGAUAACAGGAGAACCACCUUUACAAAUUAAUAUAUUACAAUGCUUAUUAACAGAACCAAUUACAUAA
Messenger RNA from Strongyloides ratti, 528 nucleotides. RefSeq lists its product as hypothetical. Bases 1 to 528 code for a protein of 175 amino acids. Lineage: Eukaryota; Metazoa; Nematoda; Chromadorea; Rhabditida; Strongyloididae. The record is from RefSeq and is a predicted model, not a curated record. The transcript has 3 exons.